AUGCCUAACAAAUUAUUUAUUACAGAUGACGAGCGCGUCAAGUUCCCAGUCAGAAGAAGGCUCCUACCCCAAGGGAAUCCCUUCUUCGUCGGUACCAGUGUUGACAGAACCCCGCCCCCUUCCUCUACACAAGGCUCGAACGCCCCCAAUCAAUUGGAUAAAUCACUGGCAGAUAGGCUGAAUAGACUGGACCAGCGUUCCCUGUUGACGGGAGUGGUAUCCAGUGACAUGGAUGCCACACAUUGUAUCAAUGCUGUGAGGGACAAUGAAGACUUGAGAACGGAUGUUGAACACAUCCUUAACAGGCAGCGCAUUCUUGGCAGCGACGGUGACAAGUUCGAGCUUAACGGGGUGCAGAACCUCUUUUUAGUUGAAGCCAACUUUCACCGGAUGUACAACUUGCGCAAUGGAUUUGCCAUUGUCCCAAUCACCUCUCAACUGCAAACUAUACUAGCCUUUCUUCAGGUUACUAAUGUGCAUUGGAAUUUUUUGUGUCGCGAGCGUGGCGAAAUCGUUGAUCGCCCACUAUCCUUUGGUGAAACGCCUGCGUUCAAGAACCCUACCUGGCGGAUCUUCAUACUUGAACCCCGCAUCUGGUUCAAUGAUGGACGGUCGUUGGACAUCUUGCAGAAACCUCAUCUAUACUCUCAGGAUCCCAAUAUUCCUUCUGUUUGGGAGCCCUACGUCACCCUCCCCGCAGACGACCAUGCUCUUCUCCGUCACAAGACACAAAACACCGAAAGGAAGUUCAUUCAUUCCUGUCGCCAUCCCCUUCAGGAGGACCUUGACUCUGGUGUGGCCUACAUGCCCACCACCAGGGAAGAGUCGCAGAACCUGUCGGUGCUAGCAUUUAUCAUCAACGCACAAGACAAGUUCCGCCAUGCCGAGUGUGCCUCAUUUCCUACGUUGCAAAACUCGGAACUCCGAGAAGCCUCUAAGCUGUGUGGUCAGAUCGUCGACGAGUUUUACUACCUUCCGAACUUGGCAGCUCUCAAAGCUACACCCACCAUUCGUUCUUCACACAGAAUUUCGACCCUUGGUCGAGAUGGGUCACAAGACCGUGUCGAUUCAGUAAACGGUUCGAGCAGCACAGGGACAGUAACUGCAACUCGAAUGGAAGUGCCAGGUCGAGAAGGACAGCGAGAAAGUGAGGUGUUUGAUGGCUAUAUGCAGAGAGAGGACGAGGUAGACGAGGAGGAUGGGCGGGGGAAAGUCGACGACGAAGACCAACCUAUGUUCAAUUCUUAUGGGAGAGAAUAUCUCUUGGUGCGGGAAUCAAAGAUGGCUUUGGCGAAGGUGAACGACCCUAACGUCCCUGUCAGGGAGCGCGUCGAACUGUUCAACUUGGUAUUGAGGGGUGUGCAACAUAAGUAA
Marasmius oreades (fairy-ring Marasmius) is the source of this 1374-nucleotide messenger RNA. RefSeq lists its product as uncharacterized. Bases 1 to 1374 code for a protein of 457 amino acids. The record is from RefSeq and is a predicted model, not a curated record. NCBI's taxonomy places the organism in Eukaryota, Fungi, Basidiomycota, Agaricomycetes, Agaricales, Marasmiaceae. The transcript has 3 exons.